Molecule: messenger RNA, 4298 nt
Organism: Penaeus vannamei (Pacific white shrimp)
Lineage: Eukaryota; Metazoa; Arthropoda; Malacostraca; Decapoda; Penaeidae
Product: venom phosphodiesterase 2
Cellular component (GO): I band; striated muscle dense body; sarcoplasmic reticulum
Molecular function (GO): nucleic acid binding; hydrolase activity; metal ion binding
Source: RefSeq, a predicted model, not a curated record
UGAGGGGGGGGGUGUAGAUGGAGGAAAAUACACCUGUUAAUUGGAUAUUUGAAUGAACGGAGCGCCGCAAACGUUUCAUUUUCUCACCUAACGGGAGGCGUGGACAUGCGCGAGUGCCAGUCACCCUAAACCCGGAGUAGAUUCACUGGCCACCGAAAGGCAAUAUAGUAGAAAAAACAGAAAAAAACAAUGAAAGAAAAGGAGAUGCCGGUUAGGGAUUAUCUCUAUAGGGUUAUUUCAAUCGAAAGGCUCAACGUCGCGGUAUGCACGGGUUCCUAUGCCUCGACAGGGGGAGAGGUCGGGUUCGAAAGGGAAUAGGAAAGACACUGAAGACAGGAAUUAAAUGAUGGAAAAAUGGUGGUUCACAACUGCCUCUCGGGAGCGCUUGUGGAAACUAGUUUUGCGUCACAGUUCCACUUCUCCCGCGAGUGGUAGCUGUCCGGUGUUUGGCCUUAUUGUUUUCGCUUGACACCGCGCCUAAACUCCGAGUGACACAUCAUACCGAUGAAGUAAUUAAUUCCAUUACUGAACUGCGACCGUGAACCUGGCCCUGUGCGUAGGCCUACGUUAGGAACUAGCGAUGUAGACUUUCUUGCUGUUUUUUUUUCUGGAAAUGAAUAUAAAUUUUUGGUGAAGCGAUCAAUCAGUCAAGCAGUGAAGUGAAUGCCUUUGAUCCUGGCGAGAAAGUACCCAAAGAACGCGAUAAACAACUGGUCUGAGAGGCGCUUAGCUUGCACAUCACGUAUACUGCGCGCGGCUGCCCCGGGCCGUAGGGUCUCCCGAAUUAAGUUCUGACGCUUUCUACAUCUAAUUACGAGAUCGUCGCCUGGAAUCCGAUCCCCUUAAAGCACCACCUGGUCGGUUCACUUCAGUUCGGUGAGUUUUAUUUCGCGGUCCGGCCCCUUCCUCUUCCGCCGGUGAGCCGGGGCGUCCGAAGCGAGCAAUACUGCCUGGACACCGCGGGGGCCGGAAGGACGCGACGUGCUCCUGCUUCCACGGCAUGGGGGGCAAGCACGCCCACCUGACCGGCCCGGAAGCCAAGGUAGGUGGACACGAGCUCGGAGAGACUGAACCUUUCGUAGUCCUGUAGGGAAUGCGGCAGCGCGGCGGUCGGCCCCUCGCAGUGCGGACGGCGACGACUCUCAGCGACGACCCUCGCCUCGCAGCAACGACGAACGCUAACCAGACCCAGUCGUCGAGAAGCGAACAAGAUCCCACACGGGCGACAGCAAAUCCACAGGAAGACGAAACGAAGACAGUAAACAGGAGGAAUCAACGACAAUGUACACGCGACGUCUCUCCACGAACUCCUACGGGGAAUACAACCCGAGUCGGUCCGUUCUCGAGGAGGAGCUGGAGGAGGAACUUGGCAUGGCCGUCCUCUCUCAAGCGCAGAGGGAGAGGAAGCACAGCAUCAUCAGCAAUGCCUUCAGCGGCCGUCUUGCGCGUGACCUCAGUCUGCAGACCUUGAAUGUCCCGUACACCAAAAAAUGGAGAGUUCUCCUCGCGGUCUUGCUCGGCGUCACCAUGAUCGGCAUCUGCCUCCUGGGUUUCUACGCCAGCACCAAAGCCAGGACGAGGGAACACGUGAAGGACGAAAUCCAGGCCGCCAUCAACAAGACCACGACGCCGCCACCCAGGUCCGACGUCCUGUGGCGCCACGACAUCUUCAGCUGUUUGAGUGCCACCAACAGCACCUGCCCGGAAGGUUACAACCCCGUGCCCCUCCUAGUCAUUGGAAUCGACGGUUUACACCCCGACUUCGUAACCCCAGACGUGACCCCGGUCUUGUCUUACAUGAAGAGUUGCGGGGUCACAGCCGACAGCAUGGUCCCUGUCUACCCCACAACCACCUUUCCAAAUUUUUAUUCUAUCGGGACGGGUCUUUACCCCGAGAGCCAUGGUAUCGUAGGUAAUAAAAUGCAUGAUCCCAACACUAAGAAGGAAUUCGAAGCCACACGUUUUAGUCCUGACUGGUGGCUUGGCGAACCGAUAUGGAACACCGUGACCAAGCAAGGUAAAGAUGCAGCCGUCUAUUACUGGCCUGGGUCCGAUGUCUUCAUUGACGGAACAUAUGCCAGUAACUUCUACCAAUACCGCAAGACGGAACCCAUCGACGUACGAACCAAACAGGUCUUAAACUGGUUAUCCUCCUCUUCUGAUGAAAGGCCACAUAUCGUCAUGGUAUACUUUGAGAAGCCCAUGUCCGCCAUCCAAGAAUUCGGACCCUUCUCUGAAGAGGCGAAGCAUUCCCUCAGCCUAGUGGAUAAAGAGAUUGAUAAACUCAUGAUAGCCUUGCACAACAUCGGCCUCGCCCACUGCCUGAACAUCCUGGUGGUUUCCGACCAUGGGGCCGCCUCUGCCUCCUGCUCCUCUUCCUUCUACCUCGAGAGCUUCGUUCCAAACAUCACCGCGAAGGCACAUGUGUUCACAGGUGCCGUGGGAAGGCUUAGGGCAGUUUCAGGAGACAGAGCUGUGGAAGACGAGAUCUUGAAGGCGUCCCAGUGUAAGAACCCCAGAGUGCGAGUCCUCCCAAAGUCUCUCCUGCCACGAAGAUACCACUAUGCAAAUAACCCCCGAAUAGAAGAGGUGAUUUUGGACACGAAACCAGAUACUCGGGUUGUGACAGACAGUACAAAUUAUUGUAAGAAAGGUGAACAUGGAUUCAAUAAUCUGGAACCAAGGAUGCAGGCAACUUUCAUAGGGUUUGGACCAGACCUGAAAGUGAAUUAUACAGCGCGUAGUUUUCGGAAUGUUGAGCUGUACAAUCUGAUGAGUCACCUUGUUAAAGUCGAGCCACGUUCCAAUAAUGGCACAAUGGGCAGCCUGGACCACUUCCUACGCCAAUUGCCGCAGCGAUCCCCCCUUGACACACACAAGGAUCUCUUGGAGGAAGAAGUGUUGCCUCUGGCCGAAAGGCGAAAAGUUCCUGAGAACGCAACGGACGAAACGUGUGUUUGUAACUACGUAGAGCCAGUGGAACCUGAAAUAGAUUAUGUCAGUGCAAAUAUCAGCAGUAACAGUACCAACAAUGCGACCGAGACUGAGGAUUAUGACGACACUGCAAGUACUGUGAGCGAGGAGCUGAAAGUCAACCUGUUCCACCAGCAAAAUUUCCAUAAUCCAUGGGGUUUUGUGGGAUAUUCCAAUGCGGAUAAAUUAGAGGGAAAGAUGAAGGUCCUCUUGCAUACUGAUUAUGUCAUAGGUCUACAAGAGCAGAUAAAUCUUGGACUAUGGGUGAGCUUCACAAUCAACAAAACUAUAGUAACAGAGAAUGAAGACUCUGAAAAACCUGGGAGCACAGAGGUUAAUCAAGAGGAAACAGAGAGACCUCCACCUUGCUGGCAAGCAGACCAAAGGUUAGAAAGACUUCCAGAGGACCAGUGUGAUAAUGUGCUUAACCGUCAGGCUUAUGAGGAUAAGGAAAUAACUCUCAUGCAGUUAUAUCCAGAGGAACUUGAGACGCAGGAACUUCUGGCUGCAGAAGGUCAUCUUCUGUCUAACAUGGCUCCUAUGAGGGCUGGAUACUUGAAAGGUGCUUAUAAAGCCAUAGUUGAAGCUAUUCGAUGGUGGGCAGCAAUUAAAGGGGGAAUUAAUGUUGUUCUUGGUCCUGUCUUUGAUUAUGACCUUGAUGGGAGAAAGGAUAAUAUGGCAGAUGUUAUGAAAACAGUUAUACCACUGGUCCCAAGUGAUUACUAUUUAGUGAUUACCUCCUGUAAUGGUUCUCCAGUUGUAAAUUGUCCAGUAGAGCAGCUGGAUGUAUUACCAUUUGUCUUUCCGAACUCAGACGUCCAGGAUAAUUGUUUCAUGAGUGAUAUGGAAUAUUUGCAGUACCACUUAACAACAGUGAAAGACAUAGAGCUGCUGACAGGCUUGCGAUUCUUCAGAAAUGUUUAUAUCCGUGAUAGAGUAAUGCUUCAAACAGUUCAGGCAACUGCUGUGUGGGAUCUACCUGCAGAAAGAGCUUCAACAAGGAAAGUGAACAACAGAAUUGGCAAAUCAGAUAAUAUUCCUGUUGAAGAGGGGAACACAGAGUAAAGUGUAAUAUUUUAAGUGUGAAAGCAUUUUAAUUAAUAAGAUUGUGCUGAGAUAUACCUGAAUAUGUUAACUCUGCAAAUUAUUAAGCUGUGAUAUGAUGUAUCUGAUGUUACAAAUGGAAUAUAAAUUUCUGAUGUGAAAUAAUCAUAGUGGAAGCCUUAAUUCUACAAGAAAUAUAAUAUUUUUCUGUUUUUGAAAAUAUGGAGGCCCCAGAGAUUACACAUACAUUAGAAAGAUUUUUAUUUGCGGUUUAUUCUCAU